This is a messenger RNA of Lathyrus sativus (Indian pea), 2619 nucleotides long. The record is from the annotation of a GenBank genome assembly. Lineage: Eukaryota; Viridiplantae; Streptophyta; Magnoliopsida; Fabales; Fabaceae.
AUGCUUCAUUCUACUUCUAUUCACCAUAGCCACAGGUUCCUUUUCCCUUUCCGCCCCAAACCUUCACUCUUAGAUAACCCACACUCACAACAACAACAACCUCUCUCUUUUUCAAAAUCACUAUCUCUUCUAUCUUCUUCUCCUCCGUCGUCAUCAUCAUCAUGUUGCCGCGUCGCACGUAUUUCCACAGAACCGUUAGAGCUAUCUCCGCCAUCACCUGGCUUCAAUUUCCGCCGCGAAAUCGCCAGACUCACCUCCCUCCGUGAAAAACUAUCCCGAUGCAAUAAUUUGGACGACAAGCUCAGAGUCCUAGAUGCGGACUAUAGAGUGAGACGUUUCUUCCGCUCUUCCUCCCGAAAUGCUGGAUUAGCUAGGGUUUUAUCGGCGUUACGGUUGGACUCCACCAGCUUGUUUUUGAUUAAGUGCCUGGUUGCUGCGGGUCAAGAACAUGUGUUGUGUUUUAGCGAAACUGUACCGGAGUUGGAGUCCCCGGGUAUGGCUUCUGGUUCGGUCAAGAGUGCGUUUUAUGCUCUGGCGAAGAUGAUUGAGAAUAUGGAUCCUAGUAAUUCUGGUGUUAGCUUUGGGAAGAUGGAUACGGGAAUGACUUUGGAGGAUCAUGAAAUUAUGGAUUUGAACAAGUUGGUAGAGACUUUGGCACAAAUUGAGAGCUUCUAUGACUGCAUUGGAGGAGUUAUUGGUUAUCAGAUUACGGUUCUGGAACUUAUUGCCCAAUCAUUGGUUGACCGGAAGAAUACAAACUGGUCUCAGCACAUGGGUGAUGUGAAAGAAAGCCAAAUUUUGGGAAUUGAUGCACCAACUGGCCUUGACCUUUCUGAAAAUAUAGAGUAUGCAUCUCAAGCAGCUCUUUGGGGUAUAGAGGGUUUGCCAGACCUAGGUGAAAUUUAUCCCUUGGGAGGCUCUGCUGACAGACUUGAUUUAGUUGAUCCUAACACUGGUGAAUGUCUGCCUGCUGCAAUGCUUCCAUUUUGUGGGAGGACUUUGUUGGAAGGUCUUAUAAGAGAUCUUCAGGCUAGAGAAUUCUUGUACUUCAAGUUAUAUGGCAAACAAUGUAUCACUCCUGUUGCAAUAAUGACAAGUUCAGCAAAGAACAACCACAAACACAUUACAUCCCUGUGCGAAAGACUCUCAUGGUUUGGAAGAGGUCAAUCAACUUUCCAACUUUUUGAGCAGCCUCUUGUUCCGGUUGUUGGUGCCGAAGAUGGGCAGUGGUUGGUCACUAAACCAUUCAGUCCCUUGAGCAAGCCUGGUGGUCAUGGUGUCAUAUGGAAACUUGCUCAUGACAAAGGAAUCUUCAAAUGGUUUUUUCGUCAAGGAAGAAGAGGUGCAACUGUGCGCCAAGUCAGUAAUGUUGUGGCAGCUACAGAUGUAACCCUCCUGGCCUUAGCAGGGAUCGGUUUGCGUCAAGGAAAGAAACUGGGGUUCGCAUCUUGUGAGCGUGUCUCAGGUGCAACAGAAGGAAUUAAUGUGCUGAUGGAAAAGAGAAGUCCAGAUGGAAACUGGGAAUAUGGUGUUUCUUGCAUUGAAUACACUGAAUUUGACAAGUUUGGGAUUACUGACGGAUCCCUUGUUCCAAAAUGUUUGCAGGCUGAGUUUCCAGCCAAUACAAACAUCUUAUAUGUUGAUUUACCAUCUGCGGAGCUAGUUGGAUCAAGUAGGAAUGUGAAUAGUAUACCAGGAAUGGUGUUAAAUACAAGAAAGACAAUAGUUUACGUAGAUCAGUUUGGAAGACACUGUAGUGUCUCUGGUGGCAGACUGGAAUGUACAAUGCAAAAUAUAGCAGACAAUUAUUUUAAUUCGUAUUCAUCUAGGUGCUAUAAUAGUGUGGAAGAUAAGCUAGAUACAUUUAUUGUAUAUAAUGAAAGAAAAAGGGUUACCUCAUCUGCUAAGAAAAAAAGAAGACAUGGACACAAGUCUUUACGCCAGACACCGGAUGGCGCUCUAUUGGAUAUGUUAAGAAACGCUCAUGAUCUUCUCUCACCAUGUGAUAUAAAACUUCCUGAGAUUGAAGCUGAUGAGAACUACAUUGAUUCGGGACCACCAUUUCUUAUCCUUCUUCACCCUGCUCUUGGUCCUCUUUGGGAAGUCACCAGACAAAAGUUUUACGGUGGUUCCGUAUCAGUGGGCUCUGAACUGCAAAUAGAAGUUGCAGAGUUCUUUUGGAGUAAUGUUCAGCUCAAUGGAAGCCUGGUCAUAAUCGCUGAAAAUAUUACGGGCUCAAUGAAGAUUGAUGAGAACAGUGAAUCCAUACUACAUCAUGGGCAAAGGUGUGGAAGAUGUAAACUACAGAAUGUUAAGGUGUUGAACGAUGGAGUUGAUUGGAGUUAUGAUGGAAACGUGUAUUGGAAACAUGAUGUAAAACGGUCUGAGAUGCUGAAGAUUGUACUGCAUGGAAAUGCUGAAUUUGAAGCUACUGAUGUUGUAUUACAGGGAAAUCAUGUGUUUGAAGUUCCAGAUGGCUACAAACUUAAGAUCAUGCCCGGAAGCCCAGGUUUAGCAAUCCAGUUGAAUCCGAUUGAACAAGACAUGAUGGACAGUGGAAGCUGGCACUGGGAUUACAAGAUAGAAGGUUCUCACAUUAAACUAGAAUUAGUAGAAUAA